GUUUCUUCGCCGGAACUUUACCGCCGGUCGUUCCAGCCGUGUGCCCACAGCCGUCCUUCGAAAACGGCAUUGGCAGCACAUGUGCGAAUCGGUCGGUUGGUGCGGAUUGCUGGGCAUACUGCCUCAAGGACUGGGUCGGCGCCGCGCGGAGAUAUGAGUGCCAGUUUGACGCAGCCAGCGGCACCGUGGAAAUCCAGCCGACAGGGGAGGGCAUCGCGUGCGAGCU
Molecule: messenger RNA, 226 nt
Organism: Symbiodinium sp. CCMP2456
Lineage: Eukaryota; Dinophyceae; Suessiales; Symbiodiniaceae
Source: the annotation of a GenBank genome assembly